UGCCUGCGUGCGUGCGUGCGUGCUCCGUUCCGUUCUGGUAUCCGCGACGUCUGGCGUGCGCGCGCUCCAGGACGAAGAAAUCUCUCUUUCGCGAGUACUUGUUCGCCGUUCUCCGUGCCGAAGAAACUAUUCUCUAUCCACACGGGCAGGCGGAGAGAGAAAGAGAGAGAAAGAGAAGAGUCGUGAGUGGCGUGCCGCGAGUGACGAGAAGAAACGCGACGCGUGUGUGCUCGUCGGAGUUCUGAAUAAUGACUCGGCCGAGGCGCAAAGUCAUCGACUUGGGAAUACCGAGAAGAGAGAGGUGAGAGAUCUCUCUCUCUCUCUCUCUCUCGCUCGCUCACUCGCUCUCUCACAUUUUUAUUCCCUAUCUCUCUUUCUCUCUCUGUCUCUCUUCUUCGAAGACUCUUCCGCUGCUUUCGAAUAAAAGUUGAAUUUUCACACGCGCGAAAGAUCGACGGUGAUCCACACGCAGGUCGGAUCGAUUGGACCAUGAAUUCGUGGUGGUGUAGUGGGAUAUUAUGCUAAUUGGCUUUACGGUCAGGAUGCGGGAGGAAGAGCUCGAGAUAUCACUCAAGGUAAUGGGACAGCAUUAAUGGAGUCUGUACGCACGCGAGAUUAUUAAGGCUCAUUCGUGCAGUGGGAGGUGGUGAUAGUAGGCAACGGCGCCGUGGGGAAGUCGUCGAUGAUCCAGAGGUUCUGCAAAGGCACAUACACGAGGGAUUACAAGAAGACGAUCGGCGUCGACUUCCUAGAGCGUGAGAUCGAAGUCGACGGCGAGGAUGUAAGACUGAUGCUGUGGGACACCGCAGGACAGGAGGAAUUCGACGCGAUUACGGCGGCUUAUUAUCGCGGUGCUCACGCCUGUGUUCUCGCUUACUCGGCCACCGACAGGGACUCCUUCGACGCGAUUCCGUCGUGGAAGCUUAAGGUGGAGAACGAGUGCGGGGAGAUUCCCACGGUCUUGGUGCAAAAUAAAAUCGACCUCGUCGACCAAUGUGUGAUCGAUCCGGACGAAGCCGAGAGGCUCGGCCGCGCCUUAGGCUGCAAACUCCUGCGAACAUCCGUGAAGGAGGACAUCGGCGUGAUGAGCGUCUUCCGGCACUUGGCGUCGCGAUGCCUGCAUGACAUGCGCCGCUCCGACGACGACUAUCAGGACGACCUGCGACUGUACUCCGCGGAGCCCAGGUCCCCCGCAGUCAUCAGUGCGUUUAAUCCGGACGGCUCGAUGUGCGGCCGCAACGCAGGCAACGGCACGAUAAUCCUACGACCGGGCGGCAAGACGAAGAGCCACAAGAAGCGGAACUUCGUGAAGAACGCCUGUAGACUUUUGUAGCGAUUUCUCUCGCGUAACGUUACGCACGAGAAUAACGUUGCCCACGUCGUUACGCGUCGGAGGAUCGCGCGUGCCGGCGGUUUAAUACGGUGGUGCCUCUCGUACGCGUGAUAGUUGUAAAUAUACAUAGUUAGUUUUUAUUCCGUAUGCGUAAAAACGGUGAUCUUAUAGUGUCCAAUUAAAGUGUGAACCGGCCGGGUUUCCAGAAUGGACGGUCACGUGUGCCGUAUAAGAGCAAUGCGAUGUAGUGACAUCGUUCAACAUCGGGGACUCGUUAAUUUAUACGCAAAUAGAGUUAAUACGCUCGUAAUGUUAACCAAAUGGUUUGUAGAUCGUACAAGGUAAUCCAAGAGAGAGAGAGAGAGAUCAAUUAUCGCAUAUUAACUACGUGAUCGUGUGUACUCGCGACCGCGAACGGGAACGGUUGAUAGAGGAUGCGGUUUGACGCGCAGUUUGUAAAUAUCUCCCUUCUCGGUUUUCUCUUUUUCUCCUUUAAUUUUCUUAGAAAAAUACGUUUCCUCUCUUCCAACGCUCACGUCGUACAUUACAGAAUAAGUUGUACGCUAUUAAUUGUAAACGUUCACGCUACAAAUGGUAAUACUAAUAACUAUAACAAUACAAUAACACAGUUAUUUACGAAGCAGCGAGUCGAGAUCGGCUUAAGGUCCUUCAUUAUGUAAUUGCGACUGCGAAUGAAAAAGCGUCAAAACGGCCUCAGGACUUUCAAGCCGGAAUCGAAUGAAGCGAAGAUGUACCCCGAAACACGCGGAAGUUAGUAGUACAAAUCACGAUCUUAGUGCGAAACAUUAUACAGUAAGUGACUUAAAGUCUAUCAUAUGCCGUAUUUUUUAUUAUAUUUAAUUAUUACAGAACACAAUGAGUCUUUGUACAUUUUGCUAGAAACAAAAUAAAUCUCUGACAAUGAA
This is a messenger RNA of Dinoponera quadriceps, 2259 nucleotides long. RefSeq names its product ras-related protein Rab-23 (gene Rab23). Lineage: Eukaryota; Metazoa; Arthropoda; Insecta; Hymenoptera; Formicidae. The transcript is spliced from 7 exons. The coding region runs from base 683 to 1333 and encodes 216 amino acids. The record is from RefSeq and is a predicted model, not a curated record. Gene Ontology annotation, molecular function: GTP binding; GTPase activity.